GAGUAAACCACGUCAGAGUGAUACCGACCUCACUGUGUCAUCUGAGGAAUUAACCACGUGGGCACCAGCCCCCAUAUCGUAAGCCAGCCUCCAGCAAGUCCCUCGCACGCGCAACACGCACUUCUUAUUAUAAUUACGUUGCAUGCACACCUACUAUGUAAUUAACUAAGACUGGGCACGCGCCUCAGUCUUAUAAAAACGGUGCAUGCAAACGGAGAUUAGUCAGAACACUAAAAAAUGGUAGACCAGUUCUACAUCAAUUUACUCUCAAACGCGGUUGAACCAGCCCACGAAGCUGUCGUUAUACCCUUCUUAAUAAGUUUACCUCCACCCUCUCGCAGAUUUUAAACCUGACCAGUUGUGGCUGACCACGUGGGGGCACCAACCCCUUUGCUUGCCUGUAGGAUGCACUCACUGAAUGUCAUCUUAAUUGUGUAGUUCCAUCAGAAUGAUAUACCUCUUGUUUUAAACAAACUACGUUAACAAUGAAUAAUUAGCUUAGUUAUGAAAUCAGAAAUGUGCCAUAACCGUUCAUCCAUCUAAGGAUCUUAGUAAAAAAGAAAUAAUAAUAAGAUUACGAAGAUUAAUUUUUUAUGGAUAGUUGCACAAUUCUUACUCGAUCCUGCAAAAGCGUAUACGAAGAGGGGAGUCAAGUCCUGUAGAUCUCAUAAACAAAAUACAGAGGAAGCGUGGACCUCCACGCGAAAGCUUGUACAAACUAAACUUAAACAAAAAUCUUCAGUGUCGGCUUCUGUAUUUUGUUUAUUGGAUGCCUGCAAGGAUAAAACAAUAGCUCGAUUCAUACAUGGCACAACAUUGUUCAAAUAUUUUUUUUCUUAUUACGUUUUAAAGUCGACAAGUAGGACACCUCGCUAUCGUCUGCCUAAUGGAAAUGGUUGAUGAGCCAAUCGACUCCUUCCGAAGUGCGAAGAGACAGUAUAUACUUAAACUUCAGAGCGCUAAGAGCGUAACCGAAAAAAAGAAAAAAAAAAGGCCUGCAGCUCUGAUCUUCGACAACCGAUCGAAAAAAGAAAAAAAAUGCACCGGCCGCCGCCACAACAUCAUUGCGAAUUGCAAGGAUAUGGCAUAGCUAGUAUUGAGAAGUGAUUAUGGACAGGGUGCUAAGGGCGUGUAACCGACAAAAGGCUUACCGCUUCGAAAUUCGACAUCCGACGCAUCAUGGGGGAACAUCAUGAUAUUCAUUGUAGAGAUUUCAUUAAACAUGCUUGGACUUGCAGUCGACCAGGCUACCUCUUCCCAUUAAUCCGUUUUGUGUACGACACGGAUUAACUCUCGAGAAAUGAUAAGAUCACUUUUUCCGUAUUCCAUUAAGAUGUUGUUGUGUUAGCGACGCUUUGCAUAUUAGACGACGGGAUGGCUGAAGGUCACGCUGUUUCCACUCAGACUGUGAUAUCUCUUCUGCUGAUUUGCAUGAGCACGCGAGCAAGUCGAAUAAACGCUGGAAGAUACACGAUGUUAUUGCAAUAGCAAGCAUUUGCAUAUAAGACAACUCGUUGGAUAAAGGUCGUACCUUUUUACUCUAGCCGGUGUCGCCUUUGCAACUCGAAGACAGGAAAAAUAAUUACUAUGCGAUACAUGUUGCGCCGCAGGAAAAAGAAGAAGAAAAAAGACGCAGUAUACUAAUGACAGCUACCUCCAUGCUGACUGCUUUGAUUUCUGAACAGAGCGAGCCAGCCCGGGUAAAGCCGUAAUUACCUCUCAAGGAUAAACGAUAAUCUCACUUUCCUCAUCACGUCUUUGGGGCGAGACGGUCGACGCUGCACUCUCAUAGGCAAACGAAGCGACUUCUAUGUAAGACAGUUCGUCCGCAACGCUUUCCGGACUGAGCUGGAAUGUCAAGUGAAUGCCACUUGAUUGUUUUCAGGUGGAUUCACUUGACAUUCCAGCUCAGGUUUUUCCGUGCGGGUGUUUGACUGGAAAAGCAGACUAAGUUCAUCUUCCUUCUUUUGCUGUAACUACUCCGAGGAGGUUGAAGGGAAGAGUUUGAGAUCUUCCUUGACAACAAGGCAAAAAUGUGUGCUAUACAAUGGAGAAGAGGUGGAAAACUUUUUUUUUCAAGUUAAUCCACUCGGGAUUCCAGAUGAAGAUUUUUUUCUCCGUGAGAGUGUUUGACUGGAAAGACAGACUGUGGAGACGUGUUUGAGACGACACACAGGCUGCAUCCGAAAUUCGUGUGUGUAACCUCUUCUCCAUCUGCCACACACACCUCUACCUAGCACAGGCUGCUCUUCAUCUGCAUCUGAUGAUGGCCACCAUGCGCCAUCAAGCCGAGGAUCAACCUCAGGCCAUGUUGUGUCAUCGGCGGCUGACUUGUCUUGACUGGUCAUUACAAACCAAGGCAAUUUUCUGCGAUCCACUUCUUGUCCAGACUGCCAGUGAACUGAACCAAGUACUGAAGCUUCCCAUUUCUAACUCGUCGUUUUAUGAUCUUCUCUACUUUUGGAACCUCUCUCACUCGUACAAUUUCACUCUCAUAAAACCCACCAAUGAUGUCUUGAUUUUUAAGAUCACGUAAUAGGUACGUUUUAGGAUACCCUAACUUGAUCGCUCUCACCAUGAAGAGUUCUGACGUAAAUGACCCUAAAUAACGUUUUAUUAGCUGAUGUCUGUAUUUUGCAAUUCUCACUACAUCUCCAACACUGUAGCGCGGCUUUUUUGGUGGUCCAACCGGGCUGGGGUACAGUCUCUCUCGGAAAAUGUGCUCGUUUUCUUCCUUUACGUCCACUGGUCUGGCAGAAAGCGAUCUGUGUACGCGAUUGUUGUAAGCUUUCACUACUUGAGGUAAAAUGUUCACAUAUCGCUUGUGACCCUGGAAUGUGAAGAUACGGUACAGUGUGGUCACAAUUGUUCGCUGAGAUCGCUCACAGAUUGAGGCCUUCAUAGGUAAAUUUGUAUGGAUGAGCCGGAUCCCCCUUGCUUUCAGAAACUGUUGUACCGCCUUGUUUGUAAAUUCUGUUCCACGAUCUGUGUGCAAAAGCUUGGGUGUCCCAAUUCUUUUAAAGGCAAGUUUAAAAGCUCGAAUAACCUCGGGAGAUCGUUUAUUACGAAUAGGUACAAUGGCAAGAAGCCGAGAGAAAGCAUCUAUACAAAAGAGCAAAUAGCGAAAACCAUCGUUUUCGCUAUCGUUUCCCUUCUCUGUAAUAGCUGCACUGCAUCCUGCUACUGGUUAUCGCAGGCGUAGGGCAUCUUCAUACAGACCAUAUAUUUCUGAGUAUGUUUUUCCGAAAACAUUCCCGGUAGCUUUCCCAAAAGAGGUUGAAGCAUUCGAAAAAAAUAAUGGUAUCAGUAUCAAUGUGUACGCCUACGAAAGGUAAGACAAAUCUCUGUACCCCAUCAAGGUUGUCGAUGACGAGCGUGAGAAACAUGUGGAUCUGUUGCUAAUCGACUCUCAUUUUCUGCUUAUCACAAAUUUUAAUGGAUUAUUUCAACCUAGCGGAUGGUUUCAUUGCAAGAGGUGUAUGAUGGGCUUCUCAUCAGACAGAAUCCUCAGUGAUCAUUUAAAGAUGUGUUUGCAUCAGAAGGUUGCUAAGACAAUUUACCCUAAGAAGGGAGAGACGGUAGCAUUUGCCGGGGAACAUCUCAUGUCGGAAGUCCCUUUCUACUGUGUAUAUGAUUUUGAAAGUGUUUUGUCACCUUGUUUGGAGGAAACAAACGUGUAUGAGGAUCACUGUCCUUCCUCAUUUUGCCUUUUGGUUAUACGUGCAUCCGACUCACACGUGUUGCAAAAGCAUCUUUUUCGUGGUCCUAAUUGUGUCACAGUAUUUAUGGAGCUGCUGCGGAAAUUGCAUGACGAAAUUUUAGGAUGAAUACAUGCUUUUGCACCUCUAGAAAUGACCGAAGAGAAUGAGCGUCAACAUACAGCAGCCACUCAUUGUAAUAUCUGCAAAGAAUCCUUUGCUAAAAGACAAAAAGUUUGAGACCAUGACCAUGUAAGCGGAGAAUUUCGACAAACACUAUGUCAGACGUGUAACCUGAAACUGAGGGUGCCACCCAAGAUUCCAAUCAUUGCACAUAAUGCUAACUAUGACAUGAGUUUUCUCCUGUCUCAUUUACAUCUGCUUAAGAAGUCAGACAUCAACGUGAUUGCCACCAGCUGUCAAAAAUUUAAAGCAAUUGACAUCGGCUCUUAUCGAUUCUUGGACAGUUUGAGUUUUCUGAACGCAAGCCUUGAAACACUGGUGAAAAAUCUACGUGAUAAAGGUGAAUCCAACUUUCAAUGCCUUCGCCAGUUUUUUCCAAAUGAGGAACACUUUCAGCUGGUUGUUCGUAAGGGGGUCUUCUGUUAUAACUUUGUCACCAGUUUUGAAGCCUAUGAUGAGCCUUCGCUACCACCUCGAGAUAAGUUCUUUAACAUUUUGAAUGGAACCGAAGUAAGUGAACAAGACUACAACCACGCGCAGAAUGUGUAUGAAAAAUUUCGGCUCAAGAGUCUUGGAGAGUAUUCGGACUUAUACCUUCUGACAGACACACUGCUUUUAGCAGAUGUGUUUCAGAACUUUCGAAAGUGGACACUCGAUGUGCACAAGAUUGAACCGUUUCAUUUUGGAUCCCUUCCAGGAUUAAGCAUGUCUUGUGCACUAAAAAUGAGUCAGGUAGAACUAGAACUAAUUAACGACCCCGACGCGUACCUGCUCAUCGAGAAUGGCUUACGAGGAGGUGUCACACAGUGCUCCCUGAGAAAAGCAACUGCGAAUGUGCCAGGAACAGAACAGUUUGAUCCCGAAAAAGAAAAAAAAAAAUUAACUACAUUGAUGUAAAUGGCCUGUAUGGAGCAGUCAUGAGAGAACCAUUGCCUUACGGAGGAUUUGAGUGGCUCACUGAGGAGGAAAUUGUUAACUUGGAUAUAGCUCAGAUACGAGAUGAUGCCUCUGUGGGUUACUUUCUUGAGGUAGACCUAGUGUAUGACCGAGCAACUCAUGAACGCCACAGAGAUCUUCCCAUUGCCCCUGAAAAAAUGUCCGUUCGUUAUGAGCUAUUGUCAGACUAUCAGAAGGCGCUCAUGAAGAAGUUCAAUCUUCCGCAGAAAGCUACCAAAGCAAAACUGUUGCUAACAUUAUUUGAUAAAGAGAGGUACUUUCUCCACUAUCGCAAUUUGCAACUGUAUCUGCAAUUGGGGUUGCGUCUCACUAAAGUUCACAGGGUUCUCAAGUUCAAUCAAAAGCCGUUUCUGCGAUCCUAUGUCGACUUCAAUCACGAACUUCGGAAGCGAGCUACAAAUGCAUUUGAGAAACAGCAAUCAAAGCUAAUGAUUAAUAAUGUAUAUGGCAGGACAUGUAUGCAAGUCAGGAAAUUCGUAAAUUGUCGCCUCACAGUAACAGAUGAGCAAGUGUUGAAGCUUCUACGUAAACCAAACUUGAAACAGUUCCGCCCUCUGAGCUCUCAUGUCAUCUUGUUCCAAUUUAGUCAGUCUGUUCUUCGCAUGAAGCAACCGCUGUACCUGGGCUUCACAAUAUUGGAAUUGUCUAAGCUGAAGAUGUUUGAUUUUUAUCAUAACCAUCUUCUCCGUGUAGCCCCUGAUACACGACUGCUAUACAUGGACACUGAUUCUUACAUUGUGAUGCUGAGUGACGAUAAAGCACUCCACGAACUAGCUGACGAGCAUCUAGACAACUCUGGAUAUGACCCUGAUCAUCCACUCUAUUCGACAAAAAACAGGAUGGUACUAGGAAUGUUUAAAAAUGAGCUUCCUCGUGAUCACAUUCUUGGCUUCUGUUGUCUGAAGCCAAAGCUGUACGCCCUCGAUCUGUGCAGCAAAAAGCAGUACAAUCGUGCUAAGGGUGUUAAACAAUGUGAAGCACAAAAACUCCACUUCUCUAUGUACACGAAUGCUCUCGAGCAGGGCACAAUGCAUAAAGUUAAACAGAACCUCAUUGUGCACAAGGACAAUGUCAACAAAAGUGUGUCAGUGACAAAAAUAGCCCUCAAUCCACUGGAUACGAAACGCUUCAUUUGUGAUGAUGGAAUUGACACGCUACCUUCUGGCUAUGGUUGAAUUUUUUAAUGUGUACGGAUUGGUCUCUCUAAUGAAGCGAUGGUGUUGGGGUGUGCACCGUCACGAGGUUUCAUUACAGAGUUGGCAUACGGGAGUAGGAGGGAACUCAUCUGUUAUCACCCCCGCAACAGAUGUUGCCCUUCUAUUCCUGGUCCCACAGAAAAAAAUUGUAAUAAAGGUGUUACAUCCAUAUAGCUAUGGUUUGUCAUAUAUUAGAAUGAUGUCAUGUUAGAACCAUGAACUAAAGCUAUUGCAUUAUUCCACAUCUAUGGUUGUCAGUGUGGGAUUACUUACAACUGUGAGUUAGGAGCUAGAGGAUAUUUGUUAGCCACGAGUGAUGACUAAGCUAAGACCUGGUCUGAUGAAUUUCAUGUCUUCCUGAAGUAAUGUGUAGCUCUUGAUGUGAGUGAAACAGACAGUUUGCUUUCCCAUAUUGCUGCAUGCAUUUGCGAUGAAAAUAACAACUGACUUUGUCUGCAAGUCACUGUUUGUAAAUAGACCGUCUCAGACGAAUUUGAUUAUAUGUGCGUGAAAUAACCUGUUUUCUAAGAAUUUGAUUAUAAGAGUAUGUGAUAACCAGUUUCUAAUGGCAUGUAUGUAAUCUAUAACAACGUCUUUGUUUGCAAGUCAGUGUUUGCAAAUAGCCUGUCUCAGAUGAGAGUCACUGUUUGUAAAUGAUCCGUGUCAGAAAAUUUUUUAUUAUACAGUCAAACUCAUUUACAACGAAACUCAGGGGACAGCAAAAAAAAUUCGCAGUAAAAGUAUUUUCGUUAAAAAGGAUGUCCAUUAUUGGACCUAUAGGGCUCCAGCAGGACCGCAAAAAAAUUUGCUGUAGUGGUAUUUUCGUUAAAAAGGUGUUCGCUAUAAAGGAGUUUGACUGUAUGUGUAUGAAAUAACCAGUUUCUAAUAGCAUGUAUGUAAUCAUCAACAAUGUCUUUGUUUGCAAGUCACUUUUUGUAAAUAGCCUAUCUCAGAUUAGAUUUUUUUUUAUCACCAAUGAUUCAUUAUAUAGUGUGCAAAUUAAGUUGACAAAUAAAGCUCUUUUCAGGCAAACUGAAAUUUUAUUGAAUGCUCAUAGUACACUACAGCAUGACAUAUCCUCUGUUUUUCUUGGGA
Molecule: messenger RNA, 7129 nt
Organism: Ornithodoros turicata
Lineage: Eukaryota; Metazoa; Arthropoda; Arachnida; Ixodida; Argasidae
Exons: 3
Coding region: 4799-6013 (404 amino acids)
Biological process (GO): DNA replication
Molecular function (GO): nucleotide binding; DNA binding; DNA-directed DNA polymerase activity
Source: RefSeq, a predicted model, not a curated record